AUGAGCAACGAGUCGGACAACCUGAUCGAUAAGCCCAAGUCAGGUUACUCGGCAAUGGGCCAUAUGCCAUUGGACGACCCAAUGGUGGACGCCAUCUUUAGAGACGAUGUUUUGGAAGAAGGUCUUGCAGCAAGACAAGAUACUGAAGAGACUUAUCUUCCGACUGAUGAGAUUGAAGAAUCGGACAUGGACUUGCUAUUGCAAGGCAGAACCGAACACAGUAAGCUUCCGUGGUACAAGAGACCUUCGGUGGCCAUGAUCUGUGCGUUUAUCAGCUUGCUUUGUGUUGGAUUGAGCAUGGGAGACUCGAUCGAGAUCUCGCUUGUUUUGGACGCGAUCUGUUCAAAAGCUAACGAGGCCCACCCUGCCCAUCCGAUCAUGUGUCGGUCGCCAGAAGUGCAACAUAUGCUGGCCUCAGUGCAGAAAUGGAGAACUAUUCUCAGCGGACUGAUCACCGUCGCCGUCAGUAUCAAGCUGGGCAAUCUGAGUGACUUGUACGGCCGAAGACCGGUUUUAAUGUUCAAUCUCGCUAUGCUCGUGUUCUGCUCCUGGUUCAAGCUGUACUUGUUUGUGAACAACGCCUACCAUUACUCCACGGCGCUGUAUCUGCUGGCAGAGACGAGCACCGCCAUCGGAGGAGGAAUAUUUAUUACUAUGGGGAUGUCCAACAGUUAUUUAAUUGACUUGGUGGACGAGGCCGACCGGCCCAAGAACUUGGCCAUUCUCACAGCGUUCUUGUAUGGAGGACUCACCGCGGGCCCGUUGGUUGGCGGGAUUUUGCCUGUGACCUCCGUCACCGUGCUGAAGAUCGGAACGUUUUUCCAAACGUUCAUUUUCUUCCUGGGAGCGCUGUUGUUGCCGGAGUCCAGACCAAAGAGACUCAUGUCUAAGAAGAGAAGACUGUCAACGACCAGCGCACAGACCUCGUCGCUCAACAACUUUUUCUCGUCCCUCAAACUGCUGUGGAUCACAAGCUACGACGAAAACGGAAAUCUCGACUACAACGCCAGAUACAACGUGAUCAAGUUAAUAUGCAUCGACAUGCUCACGUUCUCGUCCACCGUUGGAGCCGGAAUCGUGAUUGCUCUGUACGGAACAUACAAAUUCAACUGGGCCGGCAAACAGCUCAGCACGUACGCCGGAAUCACCACCAUGACCAAGUCGUGUGUGCUUCUGGCGUUCAACCCGUGGUUCACCAAGUUCCUGUCGCAGAAGUUCACCAAAAAGCCAAAGAAGAUCGACAUCAUCGACCGUAUCUUCUUUAUGCUUUCUCUCGGAAUGGACGUGCUUGCACGCAUGGUGGUGAUUCUCGCACCCAACCAGCUGGUGAUGUACUCGAGCGUGGCUUUCAGCGGCUUCUCCUCGAUCCUCGACCCGGUUCUCCACUCAGCAGUGCUGAAAUACUACCCGUACCCAGAACGCAACGGUGAGUACUUUGGAUGCAUCGCCAUGAUCAGAAACGUGCUUUUCAUCCUCGCACCAACCGCUCUACUCACCAUCUACUCAAAGACAAUCGAGAUCGACCCCAAGAUCGCUCUUUACGCGACCGAGUUCAUGCUUGUUGUUUCCUUGGGACUUGCUAUUUCGUUAAGAUGA
This is a messenger RNA of Ogataea philodendri, 1596 nucleotides long. RefSeq lists its product as uncharacterized. The record is from RefSeq and is a predicted model, not a curated record. The transcript has a single exon. Lineage: Eukaryota; Fungi; Ascomycota; Pichiomycetes; Pichiales; Pichiaceae. Gene Ontology annotation, biological process: transmembrane transport. The coding region runs from base 1 to 1596 and encodes 531 amino acids. Gene Ontology annotation, molecular function: transmembrane transporter activity. Gene Ontology annotation, cellular component: membrane.